AUGCAUAUUAUUGCUGGUUCACAGAACGGACGAGUGCUUAUCUAUGAUUGUAGAAACAUUACUGAACCGGUAUACACUUUUCAAGCGCAUAAAACAACCGUGCGACACGUAGCAUUCCAAAGGACAUGUGAUAAAACUAACAGUAGUUCUAUGUCAAGCAUGUUAUCUGACUUAGCCUCACCAGUAUUACCCAAUGAGACCCAAAAAAAGAUUUCUAGAACAAGCGAUCUGUUCGGUUUUGCCUCAGCUGGCCCGGUAUCUGUAUCAGCAACAGAGACAUCCACUAAACGUACCAUAUCUGCGGAUGAAGGUGAUUCUUUCCUAGCAGCCUUAGGCAUAGAUGGAAAUAGUACACAUUCUGUUCAUAACGACAGUGUUUUUUCAAAAAGUUCCGCUAUGCUUCCCGUCCUUCAUGUAACCAAUCCGGGUGGCGAUAAUAUUCCGACACCGAAUUCAGCGAAAAUAUUCGAAACUAAACGUUUAUUGUCCGAUCCACACUUUUCUUCUACACCUAAAGUUUUCCCAAAUGCAGGCUGCGGGGACAAAGUGAAUGAAGAGAAACCGGUCGUUGAAAAUACGGAUAUGAAAUCAACGCUCAAAGAAUUAUUUCAGGAAGAAAUGGAUCAACGUAUGGAAGAGAUCAACAAAAAGGUUGACUUUAACACUAUGCACGUUAUCACAGAGCUGAGGAGGAAUCUCUUUGACUUGCAGUUGUUCCAAGUUAAACAGUUUGUUUAUAUGCAGAAGGUGUUUGAAACGAUGAAAAAUGCCACCGCUUUCUUAGCCGCCGGGUGCGAUAUGAAUAAGUUGAUUGAAGAAAAUGAACAGCUGAAAAUGAUGAACAAGUUUCUGGAAGAACAAUUGAAGAAUUCUAUGGUGACCAAUGAUAACAAAACCGAAGAUUUGUGAUACGAGUUUUUCAUGCAACUUUUGUACAAUUUUUUGAGCAUGUUUAGCUCACUUUUUAAUGUCUUAUCGAACUUUUGUAACCUAGUUUCACACAUAUUUUUGGUAUUUUCUCAAAAUAAACGAUUUAUUUUUAUAGUUAUAGUUUUUCUCAUCAUCCCAUGGUGACAUCAUAGUGUCAUCAUUUUCAGGGCAGUACUGACGUACGCCGACCAACAAAAAUGACGUCAUUAUGGCGGUCUAAUGUCAUAUCCAAUCGACGUCAUUCUAUGACGUCAUAUUAUGUCG
Molecule: messenger RNA, 1194 nt
Organism: Acanthoscelides obtectus
Lineage: Eukaryota; Metazoa; Arthropoda; Insecta; Coleoptera; Chrysomelidae
Source: the annotation of a GenBank genome assembly